UUUAGAGAGACCAUGAUAUUUUUUACAAUCUUCAAAAAUCAAAAUGGAAUUCUCCAUUCUUGUUACGUAGACAUCUUAUUCACUUAAACGACAGUUUUGCUGUUGGGAAAUGAGAGUAAACUCUGAAGUUUAUUAAUUAUUUAUAAUUUACAUUUGUGAGUUUAUAGAAGAGUUAAUAUUUUUUUUUUUUUUGCUGUAUCUUUGUGAACACGAUUUGAAUUGCUAAUUGAUAGUUAUGUUAUAUAUAGUUAUUUUUUAUCCCUGAAACUCACAGUUUUGUUUUAGAACGAAUAUGGAAGAUGGCUAUAAGAUUGAUCGUAACAAUUGGUGUACUUCGAAUAAUAUAUAUAAAGGGUGGUAUAUAUACUCCAGAUGAUUCAUCACCUGAUGGUGUUAUCACAAAAUAUUUAAAGGGGAAAACUGAAGUAAGCUGUCUGUUGCAGUGUGAAAGGGAUGAACAAUGUGAUAAAACCAUGUUUAAAAUGAAGAAUAAACAGAGUAGAAGCGGAGAGUGCUGGUUUGUUAAGGAAGUAUCCAAUGGUACCAAAGAUGAAGUCAAAAAAUUGAAACAGGAUAUAUUAAUUAAGAGUUUUAAAAAGCUACCUUUUUGUGGUAAGACUCCGUGUUUUUAUGGAAGAUGCGUAAAAACGGACGAUUCUAAACGAUACAAGUGCCAAUGCAAAGAAAAUUGGACGCUAUUAAAACAAAAUGUUUGCUUUGGAGCACGUGCAAACCAAUUUGGAAGAUUCAAAGUACAACAAGAUGCAGUUAUGACAGGUAUAAAACUGCACCAUGUAGGUGGUGUUGGCGUGACCUGCUACACUGCUGGUGCAGCACCCACAAAAUGGGGAUGUCUGUCUGAGGGAUCAGGAUAUGUUUGUGUGAUCAUUUCAGUUGAACGAAACAUACUUUACCCGUCUAUGAAAUAUCAUAUCUCAAACGGUUACUAUGCCGUCCCAGGAUACAACGCAAACUCCCCUUAUUUAAUUUUUAAUGCAUCAUAUCACAAGGUUCAUAAAGGACAGGAGUUGAGAUUGUACUACGGUGAAGAUUUUCAUGAUUUUACUGUUAACAACAACGGUGGAGAAUCUUGCGCUGAUAUAUUUGCAACGUUCUGCGAUGCAUAGUUAAAUAAAUUUGGACGCGCAUCUUAAACUUUUCCUGUAUCCGUUGGCAAGAAAAAUUAUCGUAAAUGUGGAGAAUGAAGUUUAUAAACAGACACGUGCACUAUCGAAUAUCACAUGCAGAAUUCCACUGGUAUUAAUUUAAAGCGCAUGACUGAAGUGUGCGCAUAUGGAAACUUUAAAGCGUGACCAUUAUUGUAUAACAUUCUUAGUCUUGAAUUUAACUGCAUUAAAUAAUGCUUCAUCUUUUGUUGCACUCUGUGGGAGUGAAAGUAAUUUCACUAGCA
Molecule: messenger RNA, 1411 nt
Organism: Hydractinia symbiolongicarpus
Lineage: Eukaryota; Metazoa; Cnidaria; Hydrozoa; Anthoathecata; Hydractiniidae
Exons: 3
Coding region: 300-1127 (275 amino acids)
Source: RefSeq, a predicted model, not a curated record